AUGUCUCCGUUUACUCCCAACGAACGUCAGAGACGAAUUCUUCAAUUGUCUUCAGAAUGGGGCGUCAUAAUCCCGCCCGCCCCCAAACCUCUUACCAAACCGUUACAAAUCCCCACGUUCCAAGGCCCUGGAGACGAUGAAACGGCGGAGAGCUUGUUGCAAAGGCGAGCGGCCGAUGCCGCCCAACUACGACCAAAAGGCAGCCUAUCGCGGGCAUUUUCCACCUCAAAUCUCAAGAAGGGCAAACACUGGGACCCUCGCGACAUAAUCGAGGCUCUGGCUACGCAUGUCGCUAAUAGCGGCUCGCCGGGCAUAGCCGAAGCCCUGAUCGGAAAGCUCUCCGCUGCGGGUGUUGACUUGUCGGGAAACCAAAAGCAGAAAUCUAGCCUACUAGGCCGAAGGAAAAGUGUCGAUCUUCUCCCCGACCGUGCCCGGCUGCUCCGCCUCGCCACCGAGAGCGGCAGCGCAGACAUGGUUCAAGUUCUCAUACCCCAUGCCGAUGCACUGGCUAUUGAUGCCAGCAUUCCCGCUGCUAUUAGGAAAGCCGAUUUAGCAAUUGUUGAACUAUUGCUGAAAUAUGGAGCCAAUGUGGGCGAGACAGCCGACGGGCAGGACGCCUUUCGUCAAGCUUGCGCCGACAACCACAAAGCCAACAUGAUUGGCGUAAUCCUCAGCUCGACGGGGAGGCCGUCACCAGCCAUGAUUUCCCAAGCAAUGGGCGAUGCUUCUCGAUCCGGCUGUCUGGAUAAUGUCGUGCAGCUCAGCCGAUCUACCGCAGACGGUAAUUACAACCAGGGCGAGGCACUCAUUACCGCGGUUAACAUGGGCCGGCGCGAUAUCGCCCUGGCAAUCAUUAUGGGUAACAGACCGCCGCAACCAUCUUCGCUCAACAGCGCAUUCAUCACACUCUACUCACACCCCUCUAUAAGUCCUGCCACCAAGCUUGACAUCGCCGAGCUUUUGUUGUGUGCUGGCGCAACGGGUGAAUCGCCGGCAUUGGCUCUGGAGCAGGCCUGCAAAUCCCAGUUUUACGACAUGGUGUUUCUUCUCUCCGCAUACAAUGUCUCUAUCGAGUACAAUGAUGCUUCUGCACUGAAGUAUGCCAUCACAGGUGGCGAGAUGGAGCUUGUGGAAAGGUUACUAAACAGCGCGGCGCCAUUAAAUCCACAAUACGCAUCCUCCUGCGUGGCCCUCAUCCCAAAGCAGGCUUCAUUCGAAGCGCGAUACUCUCUCCUGAUACAGCUUCUGCACCGUGGUGCUAAUGGACCGGCUCUGAGCCAGUGCCUGAUCGAUGCAGCCGAGUCAGGCGACCUCGGCUCGGUUGACCUGCUUCUCAACCCACGCUUUCCCCAGCAAAGCAACGGAUCUUCAAAUGGGAACCCAUCACUGCUUAAUACACAUGCAGUGGCAUCGGUGGAUUACCGUGAUGGUGAGGCAUUGCGCACUGCUGUUAUCCGAGCCGACGCGCUUUUGGUCCAGAAGCUCCUGAAAGCUCGACCAUCGCUACAAACCAUCACAGCUGUCUUUCCCCUGACGAGAAAACUAGCAGUUCAAGAACGUCACCAAAUAGUCAGCUUAUUCUUGGAGGGUAGCCUUUCCGGAGACUGUCUUCAUGCCGCCCUCCAAGACGCCCUCACGCCGCCUCAAACCCAACGGGACGACAAUCUCAUUAAGCAGCUACUUGCUAGUGGUGCCGAUAUUAACUACGGUUCUGGAGAGGGCCUCGUGCCACUCAUCAAACAAAUGGACUUGGGCCUCCUUUCCCUCAUGAGUUCGAGCAUCUCCCCUCAAACGGCAUCUUCGCGUAUUGCGGAUGCGAUGAAGGUUCCAGACCAUCGGUCACGAUAUGAGAUUCUCAGCAUCCUAUUCAAAGCUGGUGCAACUAUCGGUGUAUCCGAGGUAGCUUCCGCGACCCUGGAAACAUUAUCCGAGAAGCCGGUCGACAUGUCACUUCUUCGACUGUUGCUUGAAACAGGCAGCGCCGAUAUUAACGGGUGCGAUGGCGCUAUUAUCGCCAAGGCAAUAGAGAAUCCAGACCCGAAAGUCCUCGAGCUUGUCUUGUUCUUCGGAAACCCGUCCGCGACGUCAAUAAUACACGGCUUGGAUGCACUGGCCCCGAAGCUGUCAAAUGAUGUCAAGAAGUGGAAGUUUGAGGCUAUUCUAUCCAAAUCAACAAAGACAAUUGAUUUGAACCGGGUCCUUAUCCUUGAAAUACAAUCGCUCGUUGAAUAUAGUGCAAAACAGCCAGCGUUGGACAUUUUGGGGAUGCUCCUGAACUACAAUGCUGACCCGAACGCUUUUAAUGCAGCCUCUCUCUGUCAUGCUGUCAUCGCGGCAGAUACCACAAUAAUCAGCCACCUUCUGAAGAGCCACAUAGCAGCUAAGCCCAUCUCCUUGGGUAUCGCUUUGCCACAUGCACUACGCAUUGCAGAUCAAGCUGCACGCUAUUCUGUCACAGGGUUGCUUGUCGGUGCUGGCGCACCCCCGGUGGAGGUCAAUAGAGCCCUCCAGCAUGCUAUCAAAGUAUAUUCCCAGGAUUUAUCACUUAUAGAGCUUCUUUCUUCCAAAGCAGACACUGGAGAUGGCGAUGUGCUGUCCCUUGCUGUCGAAAAAGAGUCUCCGGAGCUCACGUUGAUUCUGCUCAAGAACGCAAAAACAUCACCUCAGGCACGCAGCACGGCUCUGACAAGAGCGAUGGACAUUAAACCCCGAAACAUACGGCACGAAAUAUGCAAGCAACUUCUGCUUUCCGGUGUACCCGCGGAUACCGCCUCCAUUGCUCUCUUAGUUGCAGCGCGGGAUGGCGAUGUGGCUCUCGGUGACACUCUGAUGGCGCAUGGCGCAAGUAUCACUACAAACAACGGACAGGCAAUUAUAGAGGCCUGUCGUGGUGGCUCCAUCGACGUUCUUAAAGUCUUGCUGAAACCAGAUGGACAGAUGUCAAAGGCGACGCUGAACGAAGCGUUCCAGGCUGCCACCGAAGUGCGCGACCUCGAUAAGCGCGCCGUGGUAUUCAAGUAUCUACUCCAAUGUGGCGCAUCUGGUGAGUUCAUCGAUGCGCAACUUCAAUCCGCGGCGAGAUAUGGCGAGCCCGGAGAGAGUCUUUUGAAGGUUCUACUUGCGGCUGGAGCAGAUCCCAACUACAACAGCGGCGAAGCCGUCGCUGCAGCCACGCGCAGCGCCUUUUUACGCAGUCUACAGUUGCUUCUAGGUUUAUGGGAUGACGCAAAAAGUCAGGUAUGCAACAAUGGCUACUACUUUCCUCCUUUCUUCUUUGUGCUGAUAACUACACAGAAGUUACCCUCGCAGCCUACGUUAACUCGCGCAUUGAAAGCCUCAUGGAAUCUCAACCGCGAUACCCGCUAUGCGAUUACUCAAGAUUUAGUGAAAGCUGGCCUUCAACCAUGCGAAGACCUGCACAUUGUUCUCAAUGACGCAGUCAAUGAAGAAGAUCCGGAAGAGCGCCUAGUACGGCUACUUUUGGAGAACGGGGCAUCUGCUACUUCAAACAGCUGCAAGUCCUUAGUAGAUGCCGUGCAGAGUAUGGCGUCUUCCUGCCUUUCACUCAUGCUGCAGCACGACAUUGCAGCAAAGGAUAUAAACCACGCUUUCAAUGGGGCAUUUACUGGCGAGACCUUUUAUAAGUGGCUCACCCCCAGAGGUCUUGAAACUGCUCAACUGCUUCUAGACAAAGGUGCCAGUGGGGACGCUCUGAGCAACACACUGCUGUUAGUCAUGCAAAAGUCUACUCCGGAAAACAGUGAUCUCGCUGAUAAAUUUGUCGAGACCCUGGUAUCCCAUGGUGCUGACGUCAAUUACAAUCGCGGCCUGCCGCUUCAACAGGCUGCCUCUGUAGCCAACAUUGACUGGACACAAAAGCUUCUGAGCUGCAAGCCGACAUCAGAAACGUUGUCUCUAGCCUUUCAGUGCAUAUUUGAUACAGCACUUAGCCAGGAGGAAGUGCUGGGCUUGUUUAAGCUCUUUGCUGAGUAUCGAGACGGAGAUGCUCAAAUCGACGUCAUGGUCACCCUGCAAGGCUCUGAACCAGUAUUGGUGCGCGCUAUGAAGCAAUAUCCACGUUCCCCAAUGAUUAUAUCAACGUUGCUCGAUGCAGGCUAUUACCAUGAUCAACUCACCACAUAUGCCCUCCAUUCCGAUGUUGGCGGUGAAGAGGUCACCCUGCUCCUCUGGGCCAUCGCUCAACCGCAGAAGCGAGUUGGCACAUCCGUCAUUGAACUUCUUAUUGAGCGGGGUGCCAAAGUCAACGUGACCUCGUCCUUAUCUGGCUCGACGCCAUUGACGCUCGCCGUUUUAAAACGUCGUCCAGACGUAGUCAAGCUGCUGCUCAUUGAAGGUGCAGAAGUCGAUGUCAUCGACUACAAGGGUCGCACACCGCUAUCCAUGGCGACAGACAUGGAAGGGGAUGUCGCCGUGCAGAUGAUGUCAAGUAUCCUGGCCGCGGAACCCUGCCGCGACGACGGGUCCCUUCAUAACGCCGCGCGGGAGCUAAAUCUUGCCGCGGUUCGGGUCUUGGUGCAAGCCGGCCACGACCCCGACUUCCCCAGCCCGCUCCAUAACGGCCGAAGCGCGCUCGGCGAAGUCUGUCUACGGGCCGCCACCGGUGCUGAAAUGUCGCCCGAGCGUGAAAGGCUUACGCAAAAAGUUAUGACGUUUCUCAUCGACUCCGGCUCCGACCUUGCCAUCCAAUCGCACGGUAAACCGCUCUUGCACCUCUGCUUUACUUCGUUGGAGCCCAUUGCCACGACGCGUGCGCUCUUGAAGGCCGGUAUGUGGAAGCACAUCAACAAGCCCUUGAAUCGCUUCACGGACGAGAACUGCACAUACUCGCCCACCAUGUACGUCGCCAAGGCCAUGCCGUCGCUACACUGUCGCGAGGAGUUACUCUCCGUGCUGCGCGCCAGCCGCGCGACUGACGUCUACUACGCGACCAGCGGCGACGCUCAGCCUGAUGAUGCUGUCGGUCUCCCAGACGAUAUGGCCGCCGCGGAGCGCACCCGCCGCGCCCGGCUUGAGCGACUCGCGCAGGACACCGAGGAGCACGCCAUUGCGCUCGCCCGGCGCCGUGAGAUCUCUAGCGUUGAGCAGCAGAUUGCGGGGCAAAAGGCCGAGAUGGAAGACGCGCGGCGCCGCCGGCAGCAUGGCGAAGACCUGGCGGCUGUGCGCACACGUGCGCAGCUUGAGGAGUCCAUCGCCGCCACGACCCUCCAGCGGCGCCUGGCGGACCAGCACGCUGUCACCGAGGCAGCCAUGGGCCGGACGCGUGCGCUAGCCGCCGCGGAGGCGGACGCCGAGGAGGUGCGCCAGCGGAAAGCGCUUGAGUGGGAGACACGCGUCAGCAAGGAGCGCGCGGACAGUGCGCGCGCACUCAGCGUGAUCCGGGUGAGCGAGCGGGAAGAGUUGGAGCGCGUGGAUCGCGCGGCGGAACAGAGGUUGGCGAAGCGCAUCGACGCACAGCGCAAGCUUGUUGAGACGCAGGAGCGUCUGGCGAAUCGGCUGGCCAACGGGCCAAUGGUCAACGGCGGCGCAGACCCCAGACGGCAGAUUGGCUAUGUGACGGAGCUGAACUGA
Cordyceps fumosorosea ARSEF 2679 is the source of this 5589-nucleotide messenger RNA. Its product is annotated as Ankyrin repeat-containing domain protein. Gene Ontology annotation, molecular function: protein binding. The coding region runs from base 1 to 5589 and encodes 1862 amino acids. The record is from RefSeq and is a predicted model, not a curated record. The transcript is spliced from 2 exons. Lineage: Eukaryota; Fungi; Ascomycota; Sordariomycetes; Hypocreales; Cordycipitaceae.